Molecule: messenger RNA, 503 nt
Organism: Strongylus vulgaris
Lineage: Eukaryota; Metazoa; Nematoda; Chromadorea; Rhabditida; Strongylidae
Source: the annotation of a GenBank genome assembly
AUGCGUUACGUGACCGGCAAAAAUUUCUUGAGAAGCCCGUUAUUACCGCGGCAAGUCUAUUUCCGAAGUGUAGGGAACGAUCGAUGUUUGAUGACGGGACUUAGCGUCGGUUCUGUGAUGUUCUCAUCAGGAAUAAAACCUGCUUUGAGUGCUGUUCCAAUUUAUACUCAAGAAAGUCGUGAAAAAGAUACUCUGUUGAGAAGUCCAAGAAAUUGCCCCUACGAAGUGGGCAGACUAAGAAAUAGAUGCAAUAAAGAACCCGAUCCAUAUCUUGAAUGGCCAAAAUACGAGGCGUUUGUGUUUGAAUGUCUGGGAAUCAAGAGCGAUUUGUUUAAGGAACCUGGAUCAUUUGAAAAGGCGGAAUCCAUGUAUAUCGAGGUGGGCGGAAAGGUACCACAGAUGUCUUAUGGAAACGUUUACGAUGUAUGUAUGUGUUGUGUGUUGUGCUGCAUGUGUGUAUCUUGCACAAAAAUGCUAUCUUGGGGUAGGGGAAGAGGCUGAAG